Suillus subaureus is the source of this 1962-nucleotide messenger RNA. RefSeq lists its product as uncharacterized. The transcript has 9 exons. Lineage: Eukaryota; Fungi; Basidiomycota; Agaricomycetes; Boletales; Suillaceae. The record is from RefSeq and is a predicted model, not a curated record. The coding region runs from base 1 to 1962 and encodes 653 amino acids.
AUGCCAGCAGGACAAAUUGACCAUCUUCUCAACCUGUGGGCAACAACACUUUUAAAAUCCAGUGGCAGCCCACCCUUUGCAGAUCACAAAGACCUCUAUGCAACAAUUGAUUCAAUUGCACUAGGCAAUGAUAUCAUUGCUGGAGACCUAGAAACAAUUGGCUCCACCUUUGUGCCCAUUAUCCUCAGAAGUGACAAGACGAUGGUUUCUGUUGCGAUGGGGAACAAUGAGUACUACCCACUUUAUUCAAUUGGAAAUGUUCAUAACAAUGUUCACUGUGCACAUCAAGAUGCACUUGUGGUAAUUGGCUUCCUUGCAAUGCCCAAAACUACAAAGAAACACACAGAUGACCCAAAGUUUCACAAAUUCCAUUGCCAAUUAUUCCAUUCAUCGCUGUCUAGGAUACUUGCAUCACUUCGGCCUGGGAUGUCAAAACCUGAAAUUGUGAAGUUUGGAGAUGGUCAUUUUUGGCACAUAAUUCAUGGACUGAGGCCAUACAUUACCGAUUAUGAGGAGCAAGUUCUCCUUGCAUGCAUAGUCCACUUCUGGUGUCCAAGAUGCAGCUCUCAUUGUCAUAAUCUCAAUGCUACCUCAGUCCUUCAGUGCCACGAAUACCAUGAAGCCUUGUUUGAAGUGGGUACUUAUGGAGAACUGUGGACAGAGUUUGGAAUAGUCGCUGAUUUAAUUCCUUUCACAAAUGACUUCCCACACACUGACAUUCAUGAAACAAUGACCCCAGACAUCCUACAUCAAGUUAUCAAAGGCACAUUUAAGGACCAUCUUGUGGAUUGGGUGGAGAAAUACCUUGUGCUUACUCAAGGGAGGACUGAAGUGGACUGUAUCUUAGAUGAUAUUGAUCACAGGAUUGCAGCCAUUGCCUCAUUUUCUGGUCUGUGCCACUUUCUGCAAGGAUGUGGCUUCAAGCAAUGGAUGGGGGAUGACUCCAAAGCCCUCAUGAAGGUUUACAUUCUUGCAAUCGAGGGGCACAUACUGACAGAUGUUGUUUGCACAUUCCAUGCAUUGCUAGAGUUCUGCUACCUUGUACAUCGAAACACCAUCACAGAGUGCACCCUGGAUGAAAUUCAAGAUGCCGUCUCUUGUUUCCAUCAAUAUCAUGAGGGUUUCAAGACUUCUGGUGUCAUUCCAACGUUUUCACUGCCACAACAACACUCUCUUAUGCACUAUGCACAUGUUAUCCGGCUCUUUGGCACCCCCAAUGGACUUUGCUCAUCAAUCACUGGGAGCAAACACAUCAAGGCUGUGAAGGAACCAUGGAGGUGGUCAAGUAAAUACAAAGCACUUGGUCAGAUGCUGGUCACAAACCAGCAUCUUAGUAAACUCGCUGCUGUGUGUGUUGAUUUUGAAAGCCAUGGAAUUUUGAAGGGUACCUGCCUUUCAGCUGAACUUGAGGCUCUCAUGUCAUUUGUAGCUAUAUUUAUGGACUACAAGUUUAAUGCAGCAUCAUGCACAGAAACAAAGCAUGGCUGCAAUGUAUUGGCUCUUGCUGACGAAUUGCACCUUCCAUCUCUCCCUGCCUUAAUCCGCCGCUUUCUUUAUGAGCAAACAUGCCCAGACAACACACUCAACAUGUAUGACAUCCCUCUUGCUGCCUGCCCCAGGUAUGAAGGAAAGAUAUCAGUCUUCAACUCCAUGUGCUCAAGAUUCUACAUACCAAGUGACCUUUCUGGGAUCAGUGGCAUGGUUUGGGCAUUUUUUUCAUUCAAUUAUGCAGGAACAGUGUACCCAUGCACCAUUGUGCACUGGUUUGAUGUCAUUGGGGGCUUGCCUGACCUAGAGAUGGGAAUGUGGGUGGUUUGCCCAGCCUACUAUGCCAACUGUGCGCCUACACACACUAUCAUACAUGCGGACACCAUCUACUAUGCCGCUCACCUCAUCCCUAUCUAUGGCAACCAAUUCCUUCCUCUUGACAUCAUGUUGCACAUGUCCUAUGAUGCUUUUUGA